UUGUGUUUAUUGUCUCAUCUGUUGAAUGUGCAGUCUGCCGCGUUAUUUAACUCCUGUCCUGGAAAACAUCUGGAGUUUUAAGUAGUCUUUUUUUACAGCCGAAGCUGUGUAUUCGCAGCCAUGGCACUUUAAUAGACAAAUUACACAAAGCGGGAGCAGGCCGGCAGGCCCUUUUUGUAUAUCCAUGCGGUAGGAGUUGUUUAUGUGCUGCAGGUAACAGAAGAGCGGUGAGAUGGCCAUCGCCCACGUGGCUACAGAGUACGUGUUCAGCGAUUUCCUGCUGAAGGAGCCGAACCAGGCUCGAUACCGCAACAUCCGAACUGAGCUAGCUGUGGACAAGAUGGUGACCUGUGUGGCGGUGGGCCUGCCCCUCCUCCUCAUCUCUCUGGCCUUCGCUCAAGAAGUUUCAGUUGGUACUCAGAUCAGCUGCUUUGCUCCUACUAACUUCUCUUGGAGGCAGGCUGCGUAUGUGGACUCGUACUGCUGGGCAGCUGUUCAUACACACACUCUACCUCUGUGGCUGCACAAGUUCUUUCCCUACAUUCUGUUGCUCGUGGCGGUGCUCAUGUACACCCCAGCGUUGUUCUGGAGGUUUUCCGCCGCGCCCCUCCUGCAGUCGGACCUGAGCUUCAUAAUGGAAGAGCUGGACAGGUGUUACAACCGUGCUGUCACUCUGGCCAAACGUGUGGCCACUUCAGGACUGAUCACAGACAGCGACUCAACUGAGGACUGUUUUAAUUACCCGCUGGUGGAGAAGUUUCUGAUGACCAAGCGUUGCUCGCGGGUGCUGCUGUUUUAUUACCUCCUGUGUCGUGGCCUGACUCUUGUCACCCUGCUUUGUGCCUGCGUCUACUUGGGCUACUACCUCCGCCUGGCCUCCGUCACAGACGAGUUCGGCUGCAUGCUGCGGGUCGGCCUGCUGGCCUCUGACCCAGGCAUCCCUGACAAGGUGCAGUGUAAGCUCAUCGCGGUGGGAGUCUUCUCUUUGCUGAGCCUUGUCAACUUGGUCUUGUUCAUUGCACUGAUUCCUGUGGUGAUCUAUGCCAGUCUCCGUCCCCUCUUCUGCCAUGGAUACGCCCACUCCCUGGAAACCUACCAAUCACUGCCCACUGUUGGCGUCCUGCCUACUCCCGAUGGCCAAUGGGACGAUCUCUCUCUGUAUCUGCUCUUCCUGGACGAAAACAUCAGUGAACUUAAGUCCUACAAAUACAUCAAGGUGUUGGAGUUGUUGAGGAGAAAAGGUGAAUCCUCCGAAGAAAGCUUUGAUGCUAUGGGUCUGCUGCAGACUCUUUGUCUGGUGAAGAUGGACACCGUGGAUGGGAAGAAACCCUCCAGUGCUGCACGGAAACCUGACGAAGUAAAGACUAAUGCAGCUGAAUCUGCCAGCUGCAACCAUCCAAACUCAGCUACAGAUAACAAGGUGGAAACCGAGAUGAAAGAGCUAACCCCCUUGUUGCCAGGAGACAGCGACGAAGCAGGCAGGAAAAACAAUGAGGGAGGGACUCUCCGGCAGCGAGCAAUGUGAUUGGCUGCUGGCAUGGCAAUGGAGACCUAGACAGAGGAAGGAAAUAACUUCACCACUUUGCACUCACAAUCUAUGACCUUCCUCUCCUGAUGGAGGGAUAGGAGGUGCAGCACCAUCACCGGUAUCAUCAAAGUUCCACCUCAUCCUCUUUGCAUUCAUCAAUGUGGGAUUCACAGAGCUGACAUUUUAGUGCUGCCUUUGCAUGAUGUUUUUGGUUGGACUGACUUUUUUUUUGCCGGGCACAGUGCGAAAUAAAAAGUGAGCAUUUGUUGAUGUUGAACAGUAAAAAUUACGCUGGUACAGAUUUCAGGAAUCAUUGAAUGUGUUGAACCAUUAAGGACUCAUUCAAAUUCAUUUUAGAGUUAACGGUUAAACACCUCAACACUAAAGAGCAGAUAAUGAUUCAACUGUUCGGUCCUGUGAAUUAUGGGAUAUGAUGUCAUCACAUGGAGUGUACAUAUUGGCUUUUUUUUUUUUCUUUUUUUAAUGUCUGAAGAAGAAAACUAACAAAUUAUUUUUAAGGAUUUGUCAGGAUGUGGUACAUAUUUAAAUGUUUAUACAGUUAUCAGGGAUGUGUUUUGACUCAAAACCUGCAUGUUUAAUUAUCUGACUAUUUAAAGUACAAGCAGUGAGUACAGUGAGUAUGCAGUAGAUGUGGUUGCAGUCCACCAUAACAAUUUCAACUUUAACGAAUUCAAGUUGCAUUUGUUGUAGUUGAGUAUCAAACAGUCAUGUGGUUUUCAUCAAAAGGAGAGGUGAUGUAUGUAUUGCCACUGUCAUUGUGGGAGUAAUUUUCUGAGAUUGUCAGUCACAUUUCAAGACAAUGUCUAAGUUGUAAAGGGGAAUACCAGUCAAUGAGGAAUUUAGAGUUCAGUAUUUGGUUCUGUGUGGUCCAGGAAGUGAUGUGAAGGGCAGCUAAAACACAAACCUGUUGGUGAAACAUGUCACAGCACAGUUUUAGGCGUUAAACUCUCUGAUCUCAUGCACAGUUUUUGCAGUUAUUGAAAGGAUGAUAGAAAAAGAACAUGAAUUCCUAAAUUGUCUGGUAUUCAUCCAUAAGAGGAUGUGUCUCAUGUAUGUGGCCCGGAUAGUUCUCUUGUGUAGAUCUGUUAAUUUACAUGUCAAGCUACAGCCAACAGUUGUACAAAUGCAGGAAGCCUUCAUUUAUUAUGACAUUGAUCUAUUUUACAACAAUGGUACAAGGUUUUCAUUGUGUAUAAAUGCAUAAUUUCUCCAGAAUAUCAGUAAUUUAUAAGGAAAUGACAAAUCACAGGUAAAAACUCAAGUAAUACCCUGUUCGGUGCAUAAGGUUUAAACAUUUUGUCAGUGUAUAGAAAGUUUUUCAGAUAUUUCUCAACCUGGAAUGAAAGUUGCUUACUGCUUGCUUUGGAAUCUCAGGGUUAAUCUCACUACAUCAAUGGUGUCAGUGUUUACAUCAGAUUUCUUUUACCUCGAGCUGCUUCCGCUGUCUGUAUAUAUGUACUGCACUAAGUGGGACAUUUUAACACUUGGUCAGGAAAUUGCUGUGGUAAGAUCUCUUAACAUUUGUGUAUGUUUUUUCCAACUUUUCUGCUGUUGCUUAUGAAGGCUAAAUGUUAUUGGGCCUCCAUUUCUGUGCAAUGGGGCACUUUAUUAAUGUAACGUUUGGGAAGAAACUGAGAAAGCUUGUUGUCUUGUGUUGGUAUGAGAAAACCUUUCUACAUUUUUGAAUUUGAAACUCUUGUUGGUCAUGUUUUAGAUAUGAUGGCUGUUAAUGAUCACUUUUAAUAUUGUCUUAUGCAUAAAUGCAGUCGUUAAACAUUACUGUUGAGUUGGA
Molecule: messenger RNA, 3341 nt
Organism: Chelmon rostratus (copperband butterflyfish)
Lineage: Eukaryota; Metazoa; Chordata; Actinopteri; Chaetodontiformes; Chaetodontidae
Product: pannexin-1-like
Exons: 8
Coding region: 233-1525 (430 amino acids)
Biological process (GO): positive regulation of interleukin-1 production; monoatomic cation transport
Molecular function (GO): channel activity
Source: RefSeq, a predicted model, not a curated record